AUGAGGCGUUCGCUGGUCGAAGGCCAGGAGCUCUCCUCCUUCCAGCAGCAAGCGGUCAUCUGGACACCGGACAGCGUCAGGCAGGCCCUGGACAAUGUCGUCAAGCAGAACUGCUGCUGGGGAAAGAAGCCCGUGGAGGAGAUGGAGAUCAAGAGCAUGAUGCAGUCUGACCUCUGGUACAUGAAGAUGACAUCCUUCACAGAGUCACGCUCCACUGAGAAGAAGUCGGGGCCCUACAAGGGUGAGGACGUGGAUAAGGACGGCACACCACCUGGCGAGUGGAGUAUGGACGUCCCGCAGCCGGAACAUUUCGAGUCUUCCACGAAGCGCUACAAGGUCCCUUAUUCGGACGUGCUGACCCAGUGCCAGAAAUGCGACGGCCGGGGCAACAUAACUUGCAAGCCGUGUGAUGGAUACGGAUGGAUUUGGUGUAAGAAGUGCAACGGCAAGAGAUGGCUAUGGUGCUCGAAGUGUGAGAAGAAAGGCACUGCUGGCAAGGGUCGUGGCUCCACAAGUGGGAGUGGAGAGAAAGGUGGGGGGAAGGAGAGUUCCAAAGGACAUGACGAAAAGGGUGGUGGCAAGGAUAGCUCCAAGGGAAAAGGCGACGUCGAUCAGGAUGAUAAAGGCAAGGGUAGGGGCUCCAUGGACAGCUCCAAAGGUGCGGAGAAGCUCUUCUCUCACUGGAUGGGCUUGAUUUUCUUCCUGCUGCGGAAAGGCAAGGGCUACGACGACAAGGGGGACGGAAAAGGCAAAAGUAGCUAUGACGACUCCGGCAAAGGUAGGGGCUCCAUCGAGAAGGGCGCGGGGAAGGAGAGUUCCAAAGGACAUGAAGAAAAGGGUGGUGGCAAGGACAGCUCCAAGGGAAAAGGCGACGUCGAUCAGGAAGACAAAGGCAAGGGUAGGGGCUCCAUGGACAGCUCCAAAGGCGCGGAGAAGGGCAGUGGGAAGAGCAGCUCCAAGGGAGAAGAGAAAGACAGCUCCUCUAGCUCAAGCUCGAGCGACGCUGAGGAAGAGGAAGAGUGUGGCAUCUGCCAGAACUCGGGUUGGUAUUGGUGCAAGCCUUGCGACAGCAAGGGGUGGAAGCAUUGCCAGAGGUGCAAGGAAAGUGGCAGAGUUACCUGCGAAGACUGCGAAGGGUGCGGGAUGUUCUUGAGCUUCUCUGAGCUUGUCGUGGUGCACAGCAACCACAAAUGGGAGAAGAAAUGGAGUGCGGCAGAAUCACCGGUGACCAUCCAGGAGCUCCGCGAGUCGUCUGGCCGGGUGAUGUGUUUUCAAGCCAAGUGGGUGGAGGAGGAGUUUCACCGGGCCAACGUCGCUCCCGACCCGAAGAACGCGCUCAUCGAGCUGAUCCAGCAAGGCACCAGACAUGGUGUUGGCAAAGACGAAUAUCUUCACAUGCAGAAGCUUGAAGUCAAGCAAAUCCCGUCCUGCAAAGUUCUGGCGGUCUGGAAGGGGAAGGAGUUCUCCUUCUCUGUUUUCGGCGAGGAGAUGAGUGUCAGCGCGGAGGAAUAUCCGGAGCAGUGCUGCGGCUGCUGCGUUAUCCAGUGA
Messenger RNA from Symbiodinium sp. CCMP2592, 1548 nucleotides. The record is from the annotation of a GenBank genome assembly. Lineage: Eukaryota; Dinophyceae; Suessiales; Symbiodiniaceae.